Messenger RNA from Tripterygium wilfordii, 1995 nucleotides. Its product is annotated as protein TRIGALACTOSYLDIACYLGLYCEROL 4, chloroplastic. Gene Ontology annotation, biological process: acylglycerol transport; ER to chloroplast lipid transport. The coding region runs from base 199 to 1644 and encodes 481 amino acids. Lineage: Eukaryota; Viridiplantae; Streptophyta; Magnoliopsida; Celastrales; Celastraceae. The record is from RefSeq and is a predicted model, not a curated record. Gene Ontology annotation, cellular component: chloroplast envelope. Gene Ontology annotation, molecular function: phosphatidic acid binding. The transcript has 5 exons.
ACAGCACAAUAUGAGAUUUUCAAAAUUCUGAGAUUUAGCAUUUAUCAUGUAGGGUGAGUCCACAAUUCGACAUUUUCAAAAUUAUUUCAAGCGUGCACUGAUAGUGAUUAAGCUGAGCCGUGCAAAAUCAAAUCGAAGUUUGUCACCAGCUCCAGAAUUUCUAAUACUGCUUUGAAGAAGAGAUCCCAGAAAGAAACGAUGAGAAAGAUGAGAUGGACCAUGGACGGUGCGGGGGGAGGAGGGUUUUGGGAGCUGGACAUGUCCACUCCCGCGACCCUCGAAGGACAAGCCCGCCCUGUACCCGGGCUCGGAGACCCUGUCCCCCUCCCUCUCGGCCUUUCCCGAGGCACCCGCCUCUCCAGACCCAAGCAAGUCGAUUUCCUGCAGCGUUUCAUGGCAGCCCCUUUUGUCCCCGCCUUUUCCGCCGCCUCUGACGGACUCUCGCUCCAACGCGUCCUUACCAUCCCCUUCUCCCAAAACUGGUUUGCUACUCUGCUUGGCCAGUUCAAUUUACAGAAGUUCGUCUACUCUCUCAAACAAUCUGGCGGAGAAUCAUCAGGGCUGCGGAAAUUCGCGCAUCUUCUCCGGGAUAAAUCGUUAUACGCGCUUGGUUUAUAUUCGGAGAUCUUAUUGACCCCCGAAGCCACACUUCUUCUCGGUGGAGAUGCAUAUGGCGACAGCAACAACACAAUCCGUAAGAAAACCGUGUACCAUCACAAGUUCCCGCAUCACAGUUUGACUAUGGAGGCUACUUGGCCCAGCCUAUUUGUGGACAAGAGUGGGAGCUACUGGGAUGUGCCUUUCACAAUGGCAGUUGAUUUGGCUUCAGUUGGUUCUGACUCUAAUGGUACCAGUUAUCAUCUUUGUAUGCACCAUAAUUCGGGAAUGCCGAAGCAGUUCUUUGGAGGUGAAAACAAGUCUGCAGUUACUGCUCCUGCAGCUCUACUUCCUGGCUUCUCCCUCAAAAGCGCCUUUUUGUUUAAGAAGAAUGUUGACAUUUGGAGGAGUAAUGCUCAGAAGUUGAGAAUGGUACAGCCCUUUGACAUUUUCCUCUCAAAUCCUCACAUUUCGGCAUCUGGGAUCAUUGGUGCUGCUGUCACUGCCUCUUUUGGAGAUAUUGCUGUUAAAUCGUUAGCAGAAUGUGAUUUUGAGCAUUACAAAGGCAUCCAUUUCUCUGCUCCUGCUGUAAAAUCUGCCUUUAUUGCUGAUGCAUUCUCAUCUUUGUCAUUUACCGCUCAGCAUGGGAACUUCCAAAGGCUAUUAUUAGACCUCACUCGAUUACAGACUCGCCUGGAUUUCCCUUCUGGUUCCAAGUUUCUCUCAGGUGCUGCACACUUAACACUGGAGCUUUUGAACUCCAAACAGCCCACUAUUGAAGCAGUUCAGGCAAUUUGCCCUAAUGUGACUGUUUCUCUUCAGCAGCAGUUUUCCGUAUACCUGUCACAGAUUGCUGGCCCUUUCAGUUUUAGAGUUGAUUCAGGAGUUGCAGUCAAUUUAAAGAGCAGAGACUGGCGUAUUGGAGUGGAAAACCCAGUGUUUGCCAUCGAAUACGCAUUGCAGGUCCUUGGAUCGGCAAAGGCUGUUGCUUGGUAUUCCCCAAAGCAACAAGAAUUUAUGGUAGAGCUUCGGUUUUUCGAAACUUAAGCAAUACUCUUUGGUGGAUGUCAUAGAUUCUGUUCUCUUAUACGUCAUCUGUUGAUAGUGAUACAUCGGAGAAGGAUGGUGGCCAUCUCAUACCAUUUGACAAGUUCUCUGGUGCUAGACAAGUUCUCUUAUUUGCAUUCUUCUGCAAGAUCUGGACUAAAGUGAGUUCAUACCAAAAAAAUGAGAGAUUCCAGAUUCUAUCUUUUACUCUUUUAUUCUGAUAUUGUUCUUUAAUAGCACCUUAUUCACUUUUUUAUUAGAACAUUGUGAAUGGUUUGAAGGCCGCUCUUAAGAGCAUUUGCAAUGGUGUGCAUUUGCUUGGGCAUGGGAGGCAAAAAGUGACUUUUUCUU